AUGGCUCGUACGAAGCAGACAGCUCGCAAGUCUACAGGUGGCAAGGCCCCGCGUAAGCAGCUGGCGACCAAGGCUGCCCGGAAGUCCGCUCCGGCGACCGGCGGUGUGAAGAAGCCUCACAGGUUUCGUCCAGGGACGGUGGCGCUGAGGGAAAUCAGAAAGUACCAGAAGAGCACCGAGCUUCUCAUCCGGAAGCUUCCCUUCCAGAGACUCGUGAGGGAAAUUGCGCAGGACUUCAAGACCGAUUUGAGGUUUCAGAGUAGCGCUGUUUCUGCGCUUCAAGAAGCUGCUGAAGCCUACCUCGUUGGAUUGUUCGAGGACACCAACCUCUGUGCGAUUCACGCCAAGAGGGUUACCAUUAUGCCGAAGGAUAUUCAACUCGCUCGAAGGAUUAGAGGAGAGAGGGCUUAG
Sphenostylis stenocarpa is the source of this 411-nucleotide messenger RNA. The record is from the annotation of a GenBank genome assembly. Lineage: Eukaryota; Viridiplantae; Streptophyta; Magnoliopsida; Fabales; Fabaceae.